This is a messenger RNA of Mytilinidion resinicola, 1776 nucleotides long. RefSeq lists its product as uncharacterized. The record is from RefSeq and is a predicted model, not a curated record. NCBI's taxonomy places the organism in Eukaryota, Fungi, Ascomycota, Dothideomycetes, Mytilinidiales, Mytilinidiaceae. Bases 1 to 1776 code for a protein of 591 amino acids. The transcript is spliced from 3 exons. Gene Ontology annotation, biological process: regulation of DNA-templated transcription; DNA-templated transcription. Gene Ontology annotation, molecular function: zinc ion binding; DNA binding; DNA-binding transcription factor activity, RNA polymerase II-specific.
AUGCCUUCUCGCAAGGGGACGUCCCGUGCAUGCGACGCUUGCUCAGUGCGAAAGAUUCGGUGUGACGGCAGCCAACCAUGUUCCCGCUGUAUUUCAGCGUCAUGGAACUGCACGUAUCUGAAGACUCACAAGAAAUCGGGGCCAAAGGGCCCAAGGGGGCAUACUGCGGCCAAGAUACAUAGUAUUCAGAACUCGUCACGUGCUACGAGCGCCAGUCCCGUUGAAGCUCCUACGAGUGCUGGGUUUGACAGCUCUUUCCCCUCGAAUGUCGAGCCGAUUGAUAGCUCUUUGCCACCAGAGAGUGUCUCUUCUAGAUCGGAGUCCCAACUUACCUUUGAGGAAUAUGGAUACCUCAAAGCACCACCGAUUCCGUCACUGGAAGACCUUCCUCAAGCAUCAUCUCGAGUGUCUAUAUCAACUCUCUCCCGCUACCUGGAAAUCUACCAGUCACGAGCUUACGGGAUUUGGCCGGUCGUAGAUACCGAGUCACUGAUCGCUCGCCUCCUCACGCAUCAAAACGACAUGGAAGCCUAUACCCUCGCAUGCGCCGUCUGUGCGGCUACUAUCACCCAGUUCCAAUACGACGACAGUGUCGAUCUAUCUACAGCAGCUGGAUAUCCUCCUAUGUCGGGUGGUCACUUUGAAUCUGAGGCCAAACGGGCGAGGUUCUCAUACGACUAUCAGGAACACCCUACCCCAUCAACGCUGCUGGGCUGCUUCUUCCUUCAUGUGUACUCUGCGAACAUCGGGCGGAUGUCGAGCUCGACAUUGUUUUUGACUGAAGCGAUUACUAUGGCGCAUAUGGUUGGCUUGCACAAGCCUACGUACUAUGAGAGUCUUGAGCCGGAGCAGCAGCAGUACUUGUUGAGGAUAUAUUGGCUUUUGUUUAUCACUGAAAGAGCCCACUCAAUCCAACACGACGUCCCCAUAACUCUCGAACGCGCCUCCGACCUCCCACCCCUCGAGCACACAACCGACGGCACCAUCUCAGCCACCUUCAUCCGCCUCUGCCACCUCUUCCACAUCCUCGACGAGACCAUCCGCGCCGACUCCGCCGUCUCCCGCCUCGCCGUCUCCCGCGCCCAACGCCGCCUCAGCCAAGAACUCCUCGCCGGCCUACCCCCCGGCAACGAGAUCCAGCGCGCAGAUAUCUCCAUGACGCAGCAAUGGAUGCGGAUCUACCUCUGGCAGCAUGCUUUAGCUGUCACAAAUCUGCAUACCGCAGACGAGAACGACGAGUUCUCCUUCUCCUUCCCAGCCAAGAUCGCAAAGAGCGUGCUAGCGCAAGCCGCGAAUCUGUCGCGGGAGAGCUUGGAAGCGCAUGGGCCUGGGAUGGAAACCAAACUCUUCGACAUCACCAACACCCUCGCCGACGUCAUGAUCUGCGUGCCCAACCUCAGCCUCUCCCCGACCUCCAGCUCUUCCUCACCCCCCGCCUUCCCCUUCCCUCCCCCGCACGCAAACUACGCUUCUUCAAACUCUACGGCCAACUCGCUCACGCUCGGCCCACGCGACCUGGUUGCGUCGCUCACGUCGCUGCUGGCGUCUUUCCGUGGCGGGAAUCCCGCGCUGUUGUCGAUUUUGCAGGAUAAGCUGACGACGCUUGGCUUGGCGGUUACGUCGCCGCAGACGGUGAGGGAACUGAGCUCGGGGAGUGAGGAGGAGGAGGAGUGGUAUACGUGUGCGAGGAGGGGGGCGGCGCAGGAAAGGCAGGAUGGGGCAACGCUUUUUGGGGGGUUUGGAGGGUUUGGGGAGAGUGCUGGGGGGAUGGUGUGA